AUGCCGGACGUCAAACGAUCCAUCAAGAUCAUUACCGAACAAAAAGUCAUUCCCGGUGCCGAUAGUGGUGUAGAAGGGUUUCCUCUUCGUCACUGGUCGAUGAGAAUCGUCUUGCUCCAUGCAGACACAAAGCAAGAGAUUGACGCAGAUGUCUUUGACAGCGUCCUAUACCACCUCCAUGAGUCCUUCGGAGCAAAGGCGAAGCAGACAUUCAAGAAGCCCCCCUUCCGCGUCUCAGAGGAUGGUUGGGGUGAGUUUGAAUUGACCGCAGAUCUCAAGGAUCUGUCUGGAAAAACCCACUCAAUCGUCCAUGACUUGAACUUUACUCAACCUCGCUAUGAAACAAAGCAUAUCAUCAACUUCAAAAAUCCAAAGGGCACUCUCCUAGAGGCUCUCCGGAACUCAGGUCCCAUCCCUGGUGAAACUGCAGCAAACGGUGCCGAUGCCUCUAGCAAAAAACGAGCCAGCGAGGUUGGUGCUGGUGGCACUCAGAAGAAAAAGAAAGGUGGUGAUGGCAAAGCUGUUGACAUGGACAAAUUGGCAGAGGGCCUACAGAAGCUUGGUGAGGAUGAUCUGUUGCAAGUCGUCCAGAUGGUGCACGACAACAAGAGCGAAGAGUCCUGGAUGCGCAAUGAUGUCGAGCAGGGUGAGUUCCAUGUCGAUCUAUACACCCUCCCAGAAAAUCUCAUCAAGAUGCUCUGGGAUUUUACUGCCGAGAAGAAUGCCAUUUCUGCAUCUGCAUGA
Exophiala bonariae is the source of this 744-nucleotide messenger RNA. RefSeq lists its product as uncharacterized. Gene Ontology annotation, biological process: regulation of transcription by RNA polymerase II; chromatin remodeling. Lineage: Eukaryota; Fungi; Ascomycota; Eurotiomycetes; Chaetothyriales; Herpotrichiellaceae. Gene Ontology annotation, cellular component: transcription factor TFIID complex; transcription factor TFIIF complex; Ino80 complex. The record is from RefSeq and is a predicted model, not a curated record. The transcript is spliced from 5 exons. The coding region runs from base 1 to 744 and encodes 247 amino acids. Gene Ontology annotation, molecular function: histone binding.